UUUAAACAUUAUUAUUAUAAAAAUCAAAUCACCAUUUAAAAACCCUUAAAACCACAUCAUACUCCAAAAACCAAACCCAUCAUUUCAAACAAACAAAACAAAACCAUUCUCCAAAACAGAGCAUGAGAAACGGAGGACAAAGCCAGAACAAGUUCUUGAGGAUCAUCUCAACACCUUUCAGAGCUUUAGGCAAAGCUUACGUGAGAAGCAUCACCGGUUGUGCUUCUCGGAGUCAGUAUCCCUCCUCCUCCUCUUCCGUCUCCACUGCUUUUCCUAGAAGCAAGAGCUCAUCCUCUGCCGCCUUCUCCUCAUCCGCAUCUACACGCAGAACAACUGAUUUUGGGAUUGAUGACGACUACAGCGAGCUAGUGAGAGCAGCGUCGGUUAGGAGUUUAGGACACAAGAAUGAGAUAGACAUGUUUAUACAUGAGAAGGUGAAACAAGAGAAGCUGCAGCAGGAGAUGCAGAAGAAGAUGAAGUAUGGAGGGUUGCCGAAGAGCACGAGCGUAGGGAUGGCGAGGAUAGAUGAAGAUGAAGAAGGAGAGGAAGGAUCUGUGAAACCGAAGACGACUAAGAAAGUCUCUGAGCUUUUGUAUCCUCGUAGCAAAUCAUAUGCUGUUACUGGUAGCCCUAAGUUUUAGUUUUUGUUUCUCUCUCUCUCUUUUUAAUAGUAGUACUUUGUGGAUUGAUUUUUGAUAUUUUUUCAAAGAAAUAAUGAUAGAAUUCGAUAAACUA
This is a messenger RNA of Raphanus sativus (radish), 735 nucleotides long. RefSeq lists its product as uncharacterized. The transcript has a single exon. The coding region runs from base 123 to 641 and encodes 172 amino acids. NCBI's taxonomy places the organism in Eukaryota, Viridiplantae, Streptophyta, Magnoliopsida, Brassicales, Brassicaceae. The record is from RefSeq and is a predicted model, not a curated record.